GUAGAAUAUGUGUGGAGAGAAAGAGUAUACAAGAUCUUUUUGGUAGUUUUGCAUCAGGUCGGCUUUACCACCAAGUGGAAACAAUGGUGCGCUAUUAUCGGAUUCCUGUUCUUCUGAUAGAGUUUUCACAGGACAAAAGCUUUUCAUUUCAGUCUGCUAGUGACAUUGGUGAUGAUGUCACUCCAAAUAGCAUUAUAUCCAAACUUUCAUUGCUUGUGCUACAUUUCCCCCGGCUACGCAUUGUCUGGUCUCGCAGUUUGUAUGCUACCGCUGAGAUAUUUGCUUCCCUAAAAGCAAAUCAGGAUGAACCUGAUGAAGUCAAGGCAAUUAGAGUUGGCGUCCCCUCAGAAGAGGGUAUUGUGGAAAAUGAUGUGAGAGCUGAAAAUUACAACACGUCUGCGGUGGAGUUCUUGAGACGGCUCCCAGGUGUCACUGAUUCAAACUACAGGGCUAUAAUUGAUGGGUGUGAAAGUUUGGCAGAACUUGCUCUUCUUCCUGUAGAGAAACUAGCUGAGCUGAUGGGUGGUCAGAAAGCCGCCAAGACCUUGAAGGACUUCCUGGAUGCCAAAUAUCCAACAUUGCUUUGACGUCAAUUCAAUGAAAUUCAAUUCAGUCAUACACAAGGCAAUGCCAUAAUUUAUCAUUCAUUCCUGUAUUAUUGCAAUAGCUCGGGCUUUCAUCUGUUAUAGAAUGGGUAAUAAAGCUGCUCAUGCCUUCACAAUCUGCAUGGUUGAUUAUUGAUUAGUUGUUGUUGUUGUUGUUGUUUUUUUUUUUUUUUUUUUGAGGACGAUUAUUGAUUAGCUGUUGUUUGUCUUUUUCAGUGCUUAUUUGAUUCGUUGUAAAUUUUAGGCUGAGGAUAGAAGUUGACAUUUAUAAACAUGUCAUUGUAUCAUUAUGAUUUUUUGUUCAAAA
This is a messenger RNA of Camellia sinensis, 912 nucleotides long. The record is from RefSeq and is a predicted model, not a curated record. Lineage: Eukaryota; Viridiplantae; Streptophyta; Magnoliopsida; Ericales; Theaceae.